UCAAAUCAUCAGUCUCUGUCUCGCUGCAGCAAGAUGGCUUCAAACUUGUGGUCACAGGAGCAGUUUAGCUGUUCAGUGUGUCUGGAGCUGUUGAAGGACCCAGUCACUAUUCCAUGUGGACACAGUUACUGUAUGGGGUGUAUUAAGAACUGCUGGGAUCAGACUGAUCAUACAGGUGUCUACAGCUGCCCCCAGUGCAGAGAGACCUUUACCCCAAGGCCUGUUCUGCGUAGAAACACCAUGCUGGCUGAAGUUGUAGAGAAAUUAAAGAAGACAGGACUCAAUCCUCCUCAUGCUCAAAGUUAUGCUGGACCUGGAGAUGUGCCGUGUGAUUUCUGCACUGGGAGAAAGUUCAAAGCUUUGAAAUCCUGUUCGACAUGCCUGGCCUCUUACUGUGAAACACCCGUCAAGCCACACUAUGAGGGGGCUGCUUUCAAGAGGCACAAGCUGAUCAAUGCAAUUGGAAAUCUGGAGCAGAAGAUUUGUGCUGAACACCAGAAGGUUUUGGAGGUCUUCUGCAGAACCGAUCAGACGUGUAUUUGCUUAUUGUGUACACAAGAUGAACACAAGAGCCAUGAUACAGUCUCAGCUAAGAAAGAAAGGACUGGGAAACAGAAGCAGCUGGGAGAGACACAGACAGAAAUACAACAGAGAAUCCAGGAGAGACUGAAAGAAGUGGAGGAGCUGAAACUGGCUGUGGAGUCACUGAAAAGAUCUGCAUGCAUAGAAAUAAAGGAAAGUAAGAAGAUCUUUACUGAGCUGAUCCGAUCCAUUGAGAAGAUCCACACUGAGUUUAUUGAGCUGAUUGGAGCUAACGAGAAGGCUUCAGUGAAUCAGGCUGAAGGACGCAUGAAGAAACUGGAGCAGGAGAUUGCUGAGCUAAGGAGGAGAAAUGCUGAGCUGAAACAGCUUUCAGAGACAGAGGAUCACAUCCAUUUUCUACAGAAUUUCCAGUCUAUUUGUGCCACUCCUGAAGCUGGAGACUUACCCAGCGUUACUGUCAAUACAGACAUCUUUUUUGGGGCUGUGAGGAAAGCUGUAUCUGAAGUUAAAUACCAUAUUGAGGACUUCUGCAAGGGGGAAUUAGUCAAAAUAAACGCAAGAGUGAAUGAAGUUGCAGUUUACAGUCUGCAGGCUCCAGAGCCAAGGAACAGAGCUGAGUUUUUAAAAUAUUCCUGUCAGCUCACACUGGACCCCAACACAGCGCAUAGAAAGCUCUGUCUGUCUGAAGAGAACAGAAAGGUGACAUGGAGGAGAGAGACCCAGCCAUAUCCUGAUCAUGCAGAUAGAUUUGUCUGCCUGCCACAAGUGCUUUGCAGAGAGGGUUUAUGUAGGACUCGCUGUUACUGGGAGAUUGAGAGGAGUGGGACAUUAGCUGAAAUAGGAGUGACAUAUAAAGGAAUUAGCAGGAAAGGAGGGGAUGUUUCCUGUCUCCUUGGAUACAAUGACAAGUCCUGGAGUUUGGACUGCUCUUGUUCCAGUUACACUGCCUGGCACAAUAACAAUCACACUGCAAUAACUGCCCCCUGCUCCCCCAGAAUAGGAGUGUAUCUGGACUUUAAUGCUGGCACUCUGUCAUUUUAUGGCGUCUCUGACACAAUGACCCUCCUGCACAGAUUCCAAACCACAUUCACUGAACCGCUCUAUCCUGGAUUAUUUGUUUUUUCUGAUUCUUCUGUAACAAUCUGCCAGCUGAACUAGAAAACCUUUGUAUUGAACUCCCUGUCUGUCCUCUCCACUCCUUUGUAUGAAAGUUUAAUGUGACAUGUGCUCAAUGUGACAUUGUCCAUGUGGAUUCAUUGCGUAAAAUCAAGCAGUCAAUAUGGAAGAUCAAUAGUGUGUUUAUCUCCCCAAUCCCUAUUUCUGUAUCACUUUUUAGUCUCUCCCAUUUCUUUCUUUCUUUCUUUAUUUCUUUCAUUCUUUUCAUGUUAUAUGUUAGGGUUGUACACACUACUGGACAAUAGGGUGUCGGGCAGAGUCCGCAAUGUGUUGAAAUUGUUUUGAAGGUCCAUUCCUCAAUGCCUAUCAGCCUAUACUUGAAGCUUGGUUAUUCAGACUUUGAAAGGAUUAGAUACAAGGCAGGUUAUGAGCCUGAUACAAUGUAACCAAUAAGGUCAUGCAUGCAAUUGAAGUUGUAUGUUAAGGAAACAGAGGGGAAAGGUUAUAACUGUCAAUUAGUUCAGGACAUGCAUAUAGUCUAAAGUUGGUUUUUAGCUGGUAUAUCAGGAGAAAGUACAUGAGCAUCUGGGAACUACUUGGGGAUUCUGAUCCAGAGGACAAGACUUCCAGCCCUGCCUUGCAAAAGAGUUCCUUCAGAUGAGACACAAAACAAACAAGCUCAUAUUGGAAGUGACUCUGCAGCAGCAACAGCAGCAGUUGUUGAUGAUGCAGAGUUCACCCCUUAGUCUCUGGAGGUCACUUUGGAUAAGAACGUCUGCUGAAUAAUAAUAAUAAUAAUAAUAAUAAUAAUAAUAAUAAUAAUAAAUACAAGGCUAUUUCUAUUACUAUAUAGCUACUAUAAUCUGCAUAAGAAUAUAUUUGUUAGAAUUGUUUGCUGUUCUAUCACUUUGCAAUAAUGGAAUGAGUGCUAUUAAAUAAACUGUCUAAUUUGCUAUACUGAAAUCAAUACUUGUCAUUGCCUUUACUCUUCACUAUUAAAUCCUAUAGGCUCAGGAUUAAGGUAUAAAUACCACAGUUCCCUAAGUACUCAUUAGAAAAGUUGUAUUUUGUUGCUGUCUGUGUUUGCCAUAAUGACCACUGUGGCAGGUAGAACAGAACGCAGCACAGAAAUAGGGGGCGGGGCUAAGCCUUGUUCACGAAUGUGUUCAUUUAAAUGGGUGUUUGUAUUUUGUGUUAUGAUUUGAAGGGUAUUCAGUGUUUAGUUAAAAACACAAUGUAUUGUAUGAUUUAAAAUGUUUUGUUUAAGUUUUGUUAAACGGGUAUGCUAUUGUAUGGUUUGAAUGGUUGAUUUUUCUUUGUUAUUGCUUGGUUUGGAUAAGACUAAAGCGAGGCUUGUGUCACGGUUCUACUGGAUGGGGCUGGAUGGUGACAGCAAGUGUUUUUGUGAACGUUGUGUGGAGUGUUAGAAGGCCAGUCCUAGAGCCGUCCCACGAGCCCCACUGGUGCAGUUGCCCCUAGUGGAAGCUCCGUUUGAGCGUAUUGGAAUGGAUUUGGUUGGGCCGCUGGAGAGGAGUGUGGCAGGAUACACACACCUAUUGGUCAUUCUGGAUUACUCCACGCGUUAUCCUGAGGCCAUUCCCCUUCGCUCCUCCUCAGCCAAAUCUGUUGCCAACGAGCUUGUGAAGGUCUUUUCCUGGAGAACAACCACCAAGUAAAGGUGUUAAAACCAAGCCUCACCCAAGACAAGAGUCUUAACCCUUUCCAGCCGACACUCUCUAAUUUCAUAGAAAAAUUCAUGAUGAUAAAAAAGUCAUUUCUCAGCCGUACACCAGCUAUCUUGUUUUUUUUUUGUGUUUGGGUCAUUGCCAUGACCACGGGCCGUGUCAUUAUACCAUUGGUUUAGGGCUAGGAUGGGUGUGGCAUAUAUUAUUUUGAGUUGCCAGUGCCAUUACGACUGAGUGGACAGUGGACUCGAAGUUCUUUAUCUACAAUUCUACAGUUCAAGGACUGAUAAUCAACACAUAAUCUAAAAGGUAAAUACUUAAAAUAAUUAGUCGUAUGUUUUUUUUACUUAUUUUGUUUUUAAAACUUUAUGUUUCUUGGGUUUAAAAAAAAUGCUGCGUCAUGUCGGUCUCUGUGUGUCUUUGCUUGCUUGCUUGCUUGCUAGGCAGAGCUAACUAUGUAAGAUCCAAACAAGAGUAACUACUGUACUAGCAUAUAACAAAAAUAAAAUAAAA
Messenger RNA from Acipenser ruthenus (sterlet), 3857 nucleotides. RefSeq names its product tripartite motif-containing protein 16-like protein. The transcript is spliced from 6 exons. The record is from RefSeq and is a predicted model, not a curated record. Gene Ontology annotation, molecular function: protein binding; zinc ion binding. Bases 34 to 1701 code for a protein of 555 amino acids. Lineage: Eukaryota; Metazoa; Chordata; Actinopteri; Acipenseriformes; Acipenseridae.